AGCCGUUUUGGCUAGCAUGCGCGCGCGCGACGCUGCUGCAUGCUGUGAUGUGUCGAGAGCCGCGCCCGGUCGCCGAGAGGGGGAUGGCAAAGUGUGCGCUUCGCCCCCUGAGCGAGCUCUGCGCCGACUUCAGGCGGCAGCGCGGCUCGGACGGAGCUGGCUCCAAGGACACAACAUUGCCCGACGUCCUGCGGGAGGUGCCGACUGACAUGCCCAGCGAGAACGAGCGGGUCGAGGGCCACAGGUAUGAUCCGAGUGCAGUGGAAGCAAAGCCGUCCAGGCGGACCGCCCUGAGCACCUUGGACAAGCUGCAGGAAAAGUUCAAGGCGCGACAGGAGGAGCGGGAGAAGACCUCGCAGAUCGACGUGCCGAUUGGAGGAGGCUCCCAGCCGAAGACGCUGGCCACGUCGCACACAGGGACUUUGACGAAGCUUGUCGAGCGCAAGGGCUUCGGCUUCGUUGUCCCGGACGAGGAGGGCACUGGGGACGUGUUCCUGCAUUGCUCGGAGCUGCAGGGCGCAGGCUGCGGGGACAUGUUCGUGGGGAUGCGGGUGCGUUACGACGUGGAGGUGGACUCUCGGAGUGGCAAGGCACGGGCGCGCUCUGCCGUGGUCUUGGAGGCCGAGUCCUCCAGCGCGCAGGCGUUGGAGAAGAGGACCGCCUCGGCGACGGUGGAGCAGCUGGAGAGCCAGGACGCCGCCAAGAAAGGCAAAGACGCCGUGCAGAAGCGACGCGCCAGCGCCUCCUUUACUCGCGGGCAGCUGCUGGGGGCGUUCCGACGGCUAGGUCGGCCGUACGGCAAGGCGUCCAAGGUCGGCAUCCUCAGCGUGCGCCUUCCCAAGGUGCAGGGGCAGCGCCGGUGGGGUUGCAGCGACAGCUGCAGCGACAGCGGCGCGUCGGCCGACGACUCCUCCUGGAUGGAGGAGGACGCGUGCCUGGACGACGAGGACCUCAUCGCCACGAUGGAGAUUCGGCUCUCGAGGGAGUCGGGGUUCGACGUCAUGAACGAGGAGACGUUUGGCGAGAGCUACAGCUGCGGCUGGUCCUUCGAGGAGGCGGUCGCGGCCAACGCGAAGCUGUCCUCGUACCACCUGUCAGGCGUCGUGCUGCCCAUGGCCGUCAAAGACCUGGAGGAGCUCGGAUGCGUGCCGACGACGGCCGGUGGCAGGUGGUUGCAGGCCUCCUGCGAGCGGCACCGCGCCCAGAUCGGCGACGCGGACCCGGAGCAGGACGCAGAUGUCGAGGUCCGGGCCAAGGCACCCGGGCCCUCCGCAGGGAACGACGCGGCCCGAGCCGGCGGCGACCCCGCGCCGCCGCCGGGCUCGGCGUGCCGGCACAGCCCUCCGCCAAUGCUCGUCUGGCAACUGGGCGGGCCGCGGUUCAAGCAGCACGGCGACGGGCGAUCUGGCGGUGCGGUCUUCCAGAA
This is a messenger RNA of Prorocentrum cordatum, 1426 nucleotides long. The record is from the annotation of a GenBank genome assembly. NCBI's taxonomy places the organism in Eukaryota, Dinophyceae, Prorocentrales, Prorocentraceae.